AUGACGAUGAUGAUGAAAGUAGAAGAGCUGGUGACUGGGAAGAAAGCGGAUGAUAAAGAGACUGGCAGCUUCCUCCCUGAGGACUUCAAAAAUGGGGAGUAUGAAGCUGCUGUGAGAUUAGAGAAGCAGGAUGACCUAAAGACAGUCUCUGAGCACUCACUGACCCGAGGUGAUCUGGCUUACGAGAAGGAGAAAAACCUAGAAGCAGAGUUGAAGAAAAAGAAAUUAGAGGCAAGGACAAAACUUGAAAACUUGGAGGAUCUUGAAAAAAUUAUUCAGCUGAAGAAGAAGAAAAAAUGCAAGAAAGUGAAAGUGCCCAUUUUAAAGGAACCUGAACCAGAAGUUAUUACAGGACCUGUGGAUAUACCCACGUUCUUUAAAGCUGCGCUGGAGAAUAAGUUGCCAGUAAUUGAAAAAUACCUGUCAGACAAAGGGGAUCCAAAUGUCUGUGAUGAGUACAAACGCACUGCGUUGCACAGGGCAUGCUCUGAAGGACAUCUAGAGGUGGUGAAAAAGUUGGUGGAAGCUGGAGCCCGGCUUGAACAGAAAGACAUGCUUCAAUCUACAGCUCUGCACUGGGCAUGUCGGGGAGGUAGUCUGGAUGUUCUGAAAUUCUUACUGGACAAAGGGAUAAACAUAAAUGCAAGAGAUAAGCUGCUCAGCACCCCUUUGCACGUGGCUGUGAGAACAGGGCGAUACGACUGUGGGGAACAUCUCAUUGCCUGUGAAGCAGAUCUCAACGCCAGGGACAGAGAAGGAGACACUCCAAUGCACGACGCCGUGAGGCUGAACCGCUACAAAAUGAUCCGGCUUCUGAUUCUGCACGGAGCAGAUUUAACUCUAAAGAACUGCCAAGGGAAAACCCCCAUGGAUCUUGUUCUUCAGUGGCAGAAUGGCACCAAAGAGAUAUUCAACAGCCUGAAAAACAAUUCCAAAAAGAGUGUCCAUCCAGGCAAAUACUGAAGAGAGAAACCAGACCACUCUCUUUUUGCUGCUUUGAAAUGCUUCACUCGAACCUGGAUGAAGAUGCCCUUGAACACAGUAUUUUUAUUGAAAAUAUUUAUGGCACUGGAUUAUUUGAGGUAUCUUCACCGAAAACUGCAAAAAAACCCCCGCAAAGUAAUUAUUUUAAAAGACAGAUUGAGUGUUAAAAUUCCACUGGCUCUAA
Molecule: messenger RNA, 1168 nt
Organism: Pipra filicauda (Wire-tailed manakin)
Lineage: Eukaryota; Metazoa; Chordata; Aves; Passeriformes; Pipridae
Gene: ANKRD1
Product: ankyrin repeat domain 1
Exons: 9
Coding region: 1-963 (320 amino acids)
Biological process (GO): regulation of transcription by RNA polymerase II
Cellular component (GO): nucleus
Molecular function (GO): RNA polymerase II-specific DNA-binding transcription factor binding
Source: RefSeq, a predicted model, not a curated record